Molecule: messenger RNA, 540 nt
Organism: Racocetra fulgida
Lineage: Eukaryota; Fungi; Glomeromycota; Glomeromycetes; Diversisporales; Gigasporaceae
Source: the annotation of a GenBank genome assembly
AUUAUGAUCCUGAUUACCUUUAUAAGCGGGGUGAGGCAUACCUGUUUGGACGAGCUGGAGAACAAAGAAAUGAAAAGAAAGCAUUCGAAUAUUUUCAACGUGCUUCUAAAUUAAAUCAUAUAGAAGCUCGGGGGGUCUUGGGCUUUUGUUAUGAAUUUGGAUUAGGUGUUGAAAAAAAUUUUAAACAAGCAGAGUUGCAUUACAUCCCAGCUGCAAAGUCCGGAAAUGGCUUGGCUCAGGCUAGGCUCGCGUUUUUAAGAAAAUAUGGUCGGCCUUGUGUCCGUAUUGAUCGAGCUGAGGCCGAGAUGUGGCAACAAAAAGUUAAAGAGCAAGGUGAAACAGCUAUCGCCUGGCUAUUUAACGCAGCUUGUAUUGGAUGUGAAAAAGAUGAAAAAACUGCAUUACAUUAUUUCCGCAUGGCUGCUGAGCAGGAUCACCUGGCUGCCAUGUACAACUUGGCUAAUGCGUUGGAAAAAGGAAUUGGAUGUGAAGUUGAUCUUGAAGGUGCUACGCAUUGGUUGGAAAGAGCAGCUAGCUCUG